GAAACCCAUAAAGGUCACCUUGAAGUGGCAUAGUGUGUCACCUUGGGUUCUUGUAUUUCAAGCGAAAUUGUGUAGGUAAUCGAGGGGUGAUUCUGCUCCAACCUUUUAUCAAAAGUACUUUUCCUGGAUUAAACUGUGACUUUAUCACGCGCGUUUCACUCGAAUAUCCAUUAGUUGCUGCCCGAAUCUUAACAGUCCCUACUUUCAUGCGUUGAAGUGAGACUUAGUGUUUGAAACGGUUUUACUGGUUCUUGGGCAAAAUUGUGCCUUGAUUUUCCCAAAGUACAUUGGUUAUUACUGCUAAUUCUCAAAGAAAUUCCUUUUAGCUUAGUUGUCACUGAAACUUUUUAAAGAAAGCCCUACGUGGAAAUCCAUAAAGAAGUUGAAUUCCAAGGAAAUUUAUUUUGUCAAAAUGUCGACGAAGGGCGUAGAAUACAAACAAAGGUUUAUCGAACGAGGAUCGCAUAAGGGAAAGGGACUGGCUGUUCUUACAAGCGGAGGUGAUUCGCAAGGAAUGAAUGCAGCUGUACGUGCAGUAGUUCGUAUGGGCAUUUAUUUAGGAUGUAAGGUCUAUUUUAUUCGAGAAGGCUAUCAAGGAAUGGUUGAUGGUGGAGACAAUAUUCAAGACGCGAAUUGGGCAUCAGUGUCAAGCAUUAUUCACCGUGGAGGCACGGUGAUUGGUUCUGCACGAUGUGCUGAUUUUCGGAAACGAGAGGGUCGUUUGAAGGCUGCUUACAAUUUAGUAAACAGAGGAAUUACAAAUUUAGUUGUCAUUGGUGGCGAUGGUUCGCUUACGGGAGCAAAUUUAUUUCGUUUGGAAUGGAGUAGUUUACUGGAUGAAUUAGCACAAAAUGGAAAGAUAACGCCGGAACAAAAGCAAAAAUAUGGAGUUUUGCACAUCGCAGGGAUGGUUGGUUCAAUUGAUAACGAUUUUUGUGGCACAGAUAUGACUAUUGGAACUGAUUCGGCUUUGCAUCGAAUUAUCGAAGCUAUUGAUGCAAUUGUGAGUACAGCUUAUUCGCAUCAAAGAACAUUCAUUAUGGAAGUCAUGGGGCGCCAUUGCGGUUACCUAGCGGUAGUAACUGCCUUAACUAGUGAAGCUGAUUAUGUAUUCAUACCCGAAGAUCCAGUUCCAAAUGAUUGGCAAAUAUCGUUAUGUGAAAAAUUAGCUCAGGAACGCAGCGCUGGUCAGCGUUUGAAUAUUAUCAUUGUUGCUGAAGGAGCCAUUGACCGUGAUGGGAAGCCAAUAACCGCAGAAGACGUCAAAAAAGUAGUUGUUGAGAAACUGCAGCAAGAUACAAGAAUUACAGUUUUAGGUCAUGUACAACGUGGUGGCAAUCCAAGUGCUUUUGAUCGAGUUCUGGGAUGUCGGAUGGGUGCCGAAGCUGUUCUAGCUUUAAUGGAAGCGACGCCAGACAGUGUGCCAUGUGUAGUUUCAUUGGAUGGAAAUCAAGCUAUCCGUGUUCCAUUGAUGGAAUGCGUUGAACGCACAAAAGCUGUAGCACAAGCUAUGGCUGAGAAAAAUUGGGAAUUGGCAGUAAAAUUGCGUGGAACGUCUUUCCAAAGAAAUUUAGAAACAUACAAAAUGUUAACUCGUUUGAAACCACCAAAGGAAUCUUUUGACGCUGCUGGAAAAGGGAUCGAAGGAUAUACGUUUGCUGUAAUGCACAUCGGUGCACCUGCCUGUGGAAUGAAUGCAGCCGUACGAUCAUUUGUAAGAAACUGUAUUUACCGUGGUGACACUGUGUACGCCGUUCACGACGGCAUUGAAGGCCUUGUUUCUGGUAACAUAAAAAAAAUGGGAUGGUCUGAUGUUACUGGCUGGGUAGGACAAGGAGGAGCUUUCCUUGGAACAAAGCGCACUUUACCCGAAGGGAAAUUCAAGGAAAUUGCUGCACGCCUUCGUGAAUACAAGAUCCAAGGUUUGCUUGUAAUCGGUGGAUUUGAAGGCUAUCAUUCAAUGGGACAAUUAGCGGAUCAGCGGCCUAAUUAUCCGGAGUUCUGUAUUCCACUUGUUGUCAUUCCGUCAACUAUUUCAAAUAAUGUCCCUGGUACCGAGUUUUCACUCGGAUGUGAUACCGGAUUGAAUGAGAUAACCGAAAUCUGCGACCGGAUUCGUCAGUCAGCUCAAGGAACAAAGCGGAGAGUAUUCGUUAUUGAAACAAUGGGAGGCUAUUGCGGUUAUUUGGCUACUCUUGCUGGUUUGGCGGGAGGUGCUGACGCUGCAUACAUCUACGAAGAAAAGUUUUCUAUCAAGGACUUACAGCAGGACGUUUAUCACAUGGCUUCUAAAAUGGCUGAAGGGGUCCAGCGUGGGUUAAUUUUGCGCAAUGAGAAAGCUUCGGAAAAUUAUAAUACAGAUUUCAUACAUCGCCUCUAUUCAGAGGAAGGAAAAGGAUUAUUUUCGAGUAGGCAAAAUGUACUGGGUCAUAUGCAACAGGGUGGAUCUCCAUCACCGUUCGAUCGCAACAUGGGCACAAAAAUGGCAGCUAAGUGUGUUGAAUGGCUUGUUGAGCAAUGUAAAAAGAAUACGCAACCUGACGGCACAAUCCGAGCUGAAGACGCUGCAAGUGCUUGUUUACUUGGAAUCGUUCGGCGUCAAUACAGAUUUACGCCAUUAGCUGAUCUCAUAAGUGAAACUAAUUUUGAGCAGCGUAUCCCCAAGAAACAGUGGUGGCUGAAAUUACGACCCUUAUUGCGGAUCCUCGCCAAACAUGACUCUGCUUACGAGGAGGAGGGUAUGUACAUAACUGUGGAGGAAGAGUGUGCCAGUGACGCUGCCAUCAUAUGAAUUGCUUCUAGUUACUUUUGUUCAUCAAUACAACUUUCUGUAUUUGUAGCGUUUAGACAUACUGUUAGAACAUUUGAAUAAUUGUUCCCUAAGCUGAUUGUAUUAUAAAUAAUGGGGAGAAGUCAUUCGUAUUGUUUUUGAAUAUAGUCUUUAUUAUGCUUUAUUAUGCUUUUGCUAGAGAUAUUUAUCCAAUAUUUGUCAUAUUUAAACAGAAUGGAGUAAGUAGAUGUCCAUAAGAUUCAUUAUUAAAAAUGGACAUUCAUUAACAUUCUUCACACAUCACAAAUCAUGAUUCCCUUCCAUAGGUAAAUGUCAAUCAUUUUUUCAAAUGCUACUAUGGGGUUUAAGAUGCAAUUUACAUUGUUCACCGCGUUGUUUUGUCGCCAUCGAUAAGUAUUAUUUUGCCGUUCGACUUUCUAUUUUAUAGUUAUUAUACAGUAAUACAUCUUGAUUCAAAUCA
Messenger RNA from Hermetia illucens (black soldier fly), 3251 nucleotides. It is a transcript of the gene Pfk, whose product is annotated as ATP-dependent 6-phosphofructokinase. Lineage: Eukaryota; Metazoa; Arthropoda; Insecta; Diptera; Stratiomyidae. Bases 413 to 2791 code for a protein of 792 amino acids. The transcript is spliced from 10 exons. Gene Ontology annotation, cellular component: 6-phosphofructokinase complex; cytoplasm. Gene Ontology annotation, biological process: fructose 6-phosphate metabolic process; fructose 1,6-bisphosphate metabolic process; canonical glycolysis. The record is from RefSeq and is a predicted model, not a curated record. Gene Ontology annotation, molecular function: 6-phosphofructokinase activity; AMP binding; ATP binding.